This is a messenger RNA of Equus caballus (horse), 3419 nucleotides long. It is a transcript of the gene METTL27, whose product is annotated as methyltransferase like 27. The record is from RefSeq and is a predicted model, not a curated record. Gene Ontology annotation, molecular function: methyltransferase activity. NCBI's taxonomy places the organism in Eukaryota, Metazoa, Chordata, Mammalia, Perissodactyla, Equidae.
GUCUUGUAGCUCCACUCUCUGGGGGCUUGGAGCCCACUCCAUAGAGGAUCAUAUAAGAAGUGUUUAUGGUCCAGAUCUGGAAAUGGAGCACUUUACCCCCACCCACAUUCUACUGGCCAGAAUUCAGCCACGUGGCCACACCCACAUGCAAGGGAGGCUGGGACUUGUAGUCCAACUUCAGAAGAAGAGGCCAACUUGGCAAGUGGUGUACCCUGGCAGGGUCUACCUUGGCCACCAAGGACCUCCACGUCCCUAUAUCCAGUGCUCACUUCUUAAGCCUCACUUUACACCAGCUCUCAGCAACAUUGGGCAAUGUCGGCCAUCCCCCAUCUUUUUGAAACACUGUUUUUGGCAUCCUUACUAACUUUCUCUGGGUUUUCUCCAACACUCCUAGACGCUCCUCUCCCACCCUGAGCUUUCUUGUCUUCCUCUUCUCUCCCUGCACAAUCUCACUUUACCAGCUGCCUCGAUUACUGUCGCUUAUACUCAUGACCCCCAAUCUGUCUCCAGCCUGAUCCCCCUCCUGAGCACAAGACUCCUGGACAUCCUCACGUAGCUAUCUCAAACUCAACAUCCCCACUGUGAUAUCCUCUUCGCCCCAAACCUGCUCCUCCUCCUGGACUUCCCCUGCUGUGAAUGGCACCACCAUCAACCCAACGACUCAAGCAGAAACCUGGCACGGCUCCUGACAUCUUGCUUCCCCCUGCCACGGGCUCAGUCAUCGAGCCCCGCUGCUUCUACUGCCUAAACCUCUCAGAACUUCAUCCACUCCCAUGCGCAGCCAUGACCUCCACCCAAGUUCAAGCUACCAUCACCUCCUGCCUGGACGUCAACAGCCUCUGAAGCUCUGCCUGCCCUAACUGAUUCCCUACAAGGCUUCUCUAGGCUAGUGCUUCUGAAACUUGAGCUGCAUACAAACCACCUGGAGAGUCAGUUAAAGUGCAGAUUUCUGGGCCCCACUCCCACCGCACCCCCCAGCAAUCUAAUUCUGAUUCACUAGGUCUGGGGUGGGGCUCAAGAAUUUGCAUUUCUAACAAGCUCCUCUAAGGGCUUCCCCUGGAGCAACCCAAGCAAACGACGCGGACGCAGGUGCUGCCAGGAGGCCACGAGCCACGGAUGGUUAAGCGAUUAAAACAAAAUAAAUUUAAAACGCAAUUCCUCAGUAGCACUCGCCACAUUCCAAGUGCUCAGCAGCCGGGACGGCAGAAAGUUCUACUGGACAGCGUUGCCUAGGUCUUGAUGAGUGUUCUAAAAGUGAAGGCUGAUUCUAGGUCCCUCUCUUGCCCCGUAGGAACUCUGACGCUCGCAGUGCCUCAGAGCCCUCGCUUUUAGGAAGCAUGAAGGACGCCGGGAGCCGGGAGGAGGCAGACAUGCUCCUAAACCUGCAGACAGUGAAACCAUGUCGGAAAAGUGGGCGAUCUUCUGGGGCAGGAGGAGGGCCUAGAACUUUGAGCUCAUUGGCUGGUGGUGGAGGGCGGCUGCCAGUGCUUUCCUCUGAUUGGGUACUUUCUCUCGCGGAAAGCCAAUCCUGGAGGGCGGCGGGGGCGGGGCCAGGCUCGCCGCACAGGCCCCGCUGAGAGUUCCUGCGCCCACCCAGCUGGAGGAUGGCCCAGGAGGAGGGCGGAAGCCUCAGCGAGGCGCGUGCGCGGGUCGGGGCCUUGCACGGCAUCACCGACCUGGCCCAGAAGCUCCUCUUCUAUGACCGCUGGGCUCUGGACUAUGACCAGGAUGUGGCCGCCCUGCAGUACCGUGCCCCCCGCCUCGCAGUGGACUGCCUCAUGCAAGCCCUUCCGGGCCCGCCCAAUGCUGCCCUGAUCCUGGAUGUAGCCUGUGGCACUGGCCUGGUGGCUGCAGAGCUGCAGGCUCGGGGCUUCCUCCAGUUGCAUGGGGUGGAUGGGAGCCCAGCGAUGCUGGAGCAGGCCCGGGCCCGUGGCCUCUACCAGCACCUCAGCCUCUGCACCCUGGGUCAGGAGCCUCUGCCCAGCUCUGAAGGGACCUUCGACGCAGUGCUGAUGGUGGGUGCCCUCAGUGACGGCCAGGUGCCCUGCAGUGCGAUACCUGAGCUCCUGCGAGUUACCAAGCCAGGUGGGCUGGUGUGUCUGACCACCAGGACCAACCCAUCCAAUCUGCGAUACAAGGAGGCACUGGAGGCCACCCUGGACCGGCUGGAGCAGGCCGGGGCCUGGGAACGCGUGGUGGCCUGGCCGUGGACCAGUGGGAACUGGCCACCUCAGAGCUCGAGCUGGUGCCUGGCACUUCCAACAGUGAUGGUUUCAUCUCUGGCAUCAUCUACCUGUACCGAAAGCAGAAGGCAGCCCAGGUUGAGGGAGGGAGGCCCAGUCCCCAGUCCCCGGCUGGCCUCUGACUCUCUGUGUGGCCUCAGCCGGUCCAUGCUCAGGCCUCCUCUGCUUCAUCUGUAAAGUGGGCCACGGCACCAAUCCCGGCCUUCAGGAGAGCGCAGCCUAUUAAAUGAGACCCAGGAGGGAAGGCAGGACUCUGGCUCUGUGGAUCUCUUGCCCCAGGAAAGAGUGACCUCUGUCUCCAAGAAGGACAGAAUGAGAAGAGACAGGACAGAGGGGGCCCCCACCCUGGCCCGUCCCUAAGCCAGGCAUGCUAGGGCCACAGAUGUGACUUUAUGACUCCUCCGAGAGUCCCGGGCCCUCUCACCUCUGACUCACGGACCAGGAACCCAGGUAUCUGGGCCUCGGCCAAGCACUUUCACAUGUCCGGGACCCGGUCUCCUUGUCCCCAAAGGGAUCAGAACCCCGAGCUCAGGGUGAGGCUUGGAGACUGCCGUGAGCUGGGCAGGUAGAAGGGCUUUGGUGACUGUCAGCAUGAACAGGGGCCGUGGGAAGGCUUCCUGGGGGAGGCAGCUCUGAGCUAGAACUACAGGACAAGCAGGAUUCAGAGGGGUGGAGAAAGAAAAAAGGGCAUUUCAGGCUGAGGGCAGGGACAGCCUGAGCAAAUGCCAGGCCGUGGGACCUGGAGGGUGAGCAGACCAGCCUGGUUGCCCAGACAAAUCUGGACAACGACAGAGAGGGCAGGUGGCCCAUUCCCCAGGGCUGGGUCUCCCUCCUGGGGUCCCCAACACUUCCCCAGGCUCCUGGGUGCACACCGUGUCUCCUGUGUACGGGGUUUGCCCUCCAGCAAGUGAAGGCCUUGAACAAGGUGAUUCCAAAGGUCAAGCCGGUUCUAAUUUUUCUCAACUCCCCAAAACCGGUUUUUCAAGUGUUGCCAUCCUGGCCACAACCAGUGGUCCUCCCCUCACUGACCCCCUGCCCAGGCCUCCAGCCCGGCUCCGCCUAACUCCACAGCUGAAAUCAGAAACGAUACAGAGUCUUCCUGUGCACAGGUCCCAUUUAUUGUAGAAAAUAAUAGCAAUUACCGUGAUGAAUAGAUCUUAAAUUACAAAACAGAAA